Molecule: messenger RNA, 1556 nt
Organism: Vollenhovia emeryi
Lineage: Eukaryota; Metazoa; Arthropoda; Insecta; Hymenoptera; Formicidae
Exons: 4
Coding region: 239-1372 (377 amino acids)
Biological process (GO): sensory perception of taste
Cellular component (GO): neuronal cell body; membrane; dendrite
Source: RefSeq, a predicted model, not a curated record
UCUUUAUGCUUUACACAUUUCCUCGCAGUUUAAAUUUUAAAUUCAUUGAGUGCAGCUAGGACAAACACUCUAUAUCAGUUUAUACAUUUUUUUACGGAAAGAUGGACUUGAUUUCUUUCAUUAUUACAAAAGAUGCACCUAUAAUAUAUCGAUAUUAAUACAGUGUAGUCGUUUACAAUAUUUUGGCUGUGGAUUAUGGUGUAAAAUCUUAUUUUUCUAUACACAUAUCUGUGCUAUAAUGUUUAGUCUGACAAUUCAAAAGUGCAAAAUGCAAAGAAAAUGGCGGCUGUUCCACGCCACGGAUUUUCAAUCAUUAUUGUAUCCCUGCUUCAUUUUUUGUCGUAUUGUCGGAGUAUUUCCGUAUAAGAUCAGUGCAUCAACUUUCGAGAUUUCAAAACCGUCUUAUAUUCUGUCAACUGUGGUCGUCUGUAUUUGUUGUGUUGCUAACUUGGUAUACAUUCAUGGUAUUAUAAUUUCUGGAACAAUUACUUACGGAGAUACAAUCAUGAACGUAUGGGCUGUAUUUUACUUUAUAUUAAACGGUUUUAUAGUAAUCAUCACACACAUUUUGAGUGUUCCACGAAUGCGGCUGCUACAGACUAUUUUGGAAGUCUCUUCGAAACUAUCCUCGAAAUCAUAUCAGAAAUUAUCCAGAUUGAUACUUAUUAAGGAUAUCUGGGCGAUCAUCUUGUUAGUCGUGCACAUGUAUAUAUAUAUUCUUAAAGUGGAAGUGAAGGCUUGUUUUAAAAAAAUCAACAACGAUCUAAUACAUAUGCAAAGACUGACAAACGAUGUGGAGUUAUCUGUUCCCGGUUCCGUUUGCCCUAUACAGAGGAGUCAUAUUUUCCUAAUAGGACUUAAAACUUUAAUGAAACAACAUCUGAUGAUUAACCGGGCGGUGCGAAUGUUAAACAUAAUCUUCAGUCUGCAACUUCUUGCUAUUAUAAUUGUGUUCUUUUCUCAAAUCACUUUUGAAUUGAACUUCUUUGUAAUACACUGGCAAGAUAAGUUACUUAUUAGUCUUGAUUGGCAUGUUCUCGAUGCGUUUGUAACAACUACGGCGUAUUAUGUUGUACAAAUAACACUACUUGUAUGGGCUUGUGAGACUGGUAAAAAUCAAGCACAAAAGAUUAGUACUACCAUUUACGAUGUACUUAAUAACACAACGGACGAACAAAUCAAAGCAGAGUUACGUCUGUUCUCUUUGCAAAUACAGCAUUGCGAAAAUACAUUUUCGGCUAAAGGUCUCACUAUAAAUGCAACGCUUCUCACAGCAAUGGUGCGUAGCAUAACAACAUACGUGUUAAUUUUGGUACAAUUUUUGAUCAUGACACACUCUUGCAAUAGAAAAUCUGAAAUUAAUAUUACAUAGAUAAUUCAGUUGUAUAAGAAAAAACAUGUUAAUUAUAAAAGUAAAGAAGAUGGCCUUUCUAUACUCGUAGAAUUGCUCGUGUAUAUACAUGUAUAAAUGUACGUAUUGAUACGUAAUUUUUUCCUAUAUUUGCAGUAAUAUUAAAUUGCAAAUAUAUUUUUAGCGUGAUUUUCUUACUUUACAU